This is a messenger RNA of Betta splendens (Siamese fighting fish), 2385 nucleotides long. RefSeq names its product PNKD metallo-beta-lactamase domain containing (gene pnkd). Gene Ontology annotation, cellular component: mitochondrion. Gene Ontology annotation, molecular function: hydroxyacylglutathione hydrolase activity. The transcript has 9 exons. The record is from RefSeq and is a predicted model, not a curated record. Lineage: Eukaryota; Metazoa; Chordata; Actinopteri; Anabantiformes; Osphronemidae. The coding region runs from base 30 to 1106 and encodes 358 amino acids.
UUCACGUCAUCACGCACAGCUCAAAGGCUAUGGCGUUUCCUGAAUGGAUGACACUGGCUGCUGCUGCAUCUUUUUUCUGUUUCUUAUGUUUUUGUCUUCGCUACAGACGCACAGUACAUUUGGUUCUGAGAAAAGCAUUGAGUAAGAUAAUGGCUCGUACGGAGAAGCCGCUGUUCCGCAUAGCGUACACGCUGUACACCAGGACCCGGCUUGGAUACAUGUACUACAAGAGACAAAUGCGGAAAGCACGGGAGCAUUACCCUGCUGGACAUUCCGCGGCUCAGCCGAUGGAGCUGAAUGGUAUCAAAAUAAUUCCCAUCGCCGUGCUGUCUGACAACUACAGCUAUCUUGUAAUUGACACAGCCUCCAGUGUUGCAGUUGUUGUUGACCCUGCAGAUCCUCAAACAGUUCAGGCAGUCCUUGAAGAGGAGGGAGUGAUGUUAGAAGCAAUACUCUGUACACACAAGCAUUGGGAUCACAGUGGGGGAAAUAAAGCUCUGAAAAGGCUUCACAGCUCAUGCCGAGUUUAUGGAAAUGCAACUGAUAACAUUCCAGGCCUCACGCACCCGCUUUCUCACAGAGACUCUGUCACAGUUGGCCGCAUGACCUUCAGGGCCCUCUUCACUCCUGGACAUACAGUGGGCCACAUGAUCUACCUCUUGGAUGGCCGAGCGGUCAGUGCCCCCUCCAGUCUCUUCUCUGGUGACCUGGUCUUCCUGUCGGGUUGUGGGAGAAUGUUUGAAGGCAGUGCAACAACCAUGCUGUCAUCCCUGGACACCGUGGGCACAUUAAGCGACGAUACUUUUUUGUGGCCCGGUCAUGAGUAUGCAGAAGACAACCUGCUGUUUGCAGCUCAGGUUGAGCCACGUAAUGCUGCCAGGGAAAACAAAUAUCAGUGGGUGCUGCAGCAGCGGGGCCAGAAGCUGUGCACGAGUCCCUCGACUGUUGGAGAGGAGAAGCAGUACAAUCCAUUUCUGCGCAGCCACUCCGUGGAGCUCCAUCAGGCCCUGGGCAUCCAGCAGGGCAAGGAUGAAGACUGGACCCAGUUCAGGGCUCGGGUGCUGGAGGAGCUACGAAAACGCAAAGACCUCUACAACAGGAGAUAGUGUGAGAAGUCCGUUAAACCUUAGGGAACACAGGAGUGGCCUGUACUGGACAGCAGUGUUGAUGAAUCAGUCAUAAUAAGCUCAGCUCUGAGGUGUUGUACAUUUAAGAGGACAUUAAUUGUUAGCUGUACCGUGACCCUUGAGAAAACAGUCCCAACACUACAUAAUAUGAAUCCAAUAACUCUUCCACGUGCUGUGUCAGGUUUGCAGCAGUGCUGCUUUAGUUUCUCUUAUUUAGAGACACUAAUGUAGAUGUGCACGGUUUACUUCACUGUUUUUACAAAUAGGUGUUACCAGAUUUCUCAGUGUGUGAAACGUGGGGUGAAUCUAGGUCUGGACUUCACAUGGCACUAGGUACCGUGUCGUUUACAACACUGACUGUUUUGGGAUGCUGGUUCUAGCUGGCUGCACAUUUUAGAUGCUGCUAAAGUACGUUGUGUAUGGACCAUGUCACUCACUGUGGCUUUUUGGAGACUGCGGUAACAAUUGUUACUGAAAUAUCUUGCUUCUAAUUUAUUGAAUCACACAAAUCCUUCCCUGUUUCCACUUUCUACACUAGAUUUAAAUGUCACCCUUGCGCGUGAAAGAGCCAAGUUUGUUUUGGCUUUUAAAAGGUGUUACUAUCAUUUAGUUUGUGACAGUGCGCAUGGAUGCCAGCACUGUUGCCUUCCCGAAAUGCUCUAUUCAUUCACUCACGAAACAAGAGGGAGUAUUUUUGCUACUGAGCUAAAUGAGCCAAAUGUUUUUGUGCCUCACAACAAAAAUGAUUUUUGCUGUUCUUGCAUCAUUUUUAUUUACUUGAAUUUUUUUCAAGUUGUGGUACAUUGUGAAGUAUUUGACUCAUUUCCAUUGUUUUAGUGUGAAACAUGACUGAACUACUUCAUUUAUUUAGACAUAAAACUGGUGUUUCCCUAUAGACUCCAAGCUGUAUUUGUGAUGUUAGCUGGUUCUGCCUGGGCAAAUCAGUGGCACAGUGCACAGCCUACAAAAAAAUAAGAGUCCAUAAUAUGUUGGGUCUGCCACAAAUAACUAAAUGUUUAGGACAGUAAACACUGCAAAAUAAGUUGCGACAUCAGUUUAGUUCAUUCUGGUUUAAAUUGUAAUAUUUUAAGGUAAGUUUGUAAGUAGACACUGCACAGAUUGAUGAAAAGAUUUUUCUAAUUAUGUAACUUUGAAAGCUGAAGUCAUUUAAUACAUUGAAGGAUUUUAUUAGUCUGUGACAACAGAGAAGGAAACAUGUUUUCAGUGCAAUAAACACAGUCUUCUACCCAAUAAUAUA